This is a messenger RNA of Chelmon rostratus (copperband butterflyfish), 1949 nucleotides long. RefSeq names its product armadillo repeat containing 6 (gene armc6). Lineage: Eukaryota; Metazoa; Chordata; Actinopteri; Chaetodontiformes; Chaetodontidae. Gene Ontology annotation, molecular function: protein binding. Gene Ontology annotation, biological process: hematopoietic progenitor cell differentiation. The record is from RefSeq and is a predicted model, not a curated record. Bases 163 to 1569 code for a protein of 468 amino acids. The transcript has 8 exons.
GUACAAUUCACGCCCCGCGCUCGUUGUUAACCGCUUCAAGGAGUGAACGGAGAGAAGUACGAUAAGUGCGUAAACCGACAGCGAUUGUCUGUCCAUUCAUGACAACUGAGCAGGUUCUCUAUAACUGGGCGGUGGUAACAACUGGACAUAAACGUGUGGAAAAUGGCGAAGCGGAGGAUCACACAGGAGACCUUUGACGCUGCUGUCAGGGAAAACAUGGAGGAGUUUGAGAUGGAUCCUGAUGAGGCUCUGAGGGAGGCUGUAGAGCAGUUUGAAUCCCAAGGUGUGGAGCUCAGUUGUAUAGUAAAAGCUGUACCAGCUGUAUCAUCUGAUGACAAACAAGAUGAGCAAACACAUGAGGUCUUACAGGCUUUGGAUUCCCUCCGAAUCGGAAAAGACUCUGUCGGUGUUACGGAAGUGACGGCAGACAUAAAACGCUUCACUGAGCAGUGCUCUCUUGGAUUCGCUCAAAGGUACCUGGCUGCCCAAAAAGAUGCCUACCCCGUCAUUCUCUCUUACUGCAAAAACAGUUUGGAGGAGCGGGAAGCUGUGUUGACCGCCCUGUCCGCUCUGGCUGCACUGACAGAUGGACAGCCGGACUUGUUGGAUGCAGAGGGCCAGCAGUUCCUUUUGGAUGUUCUUCUGAAGUACCAGGCAGAUUCUUUGGUAACACGUGUAGCCAUUCACGCUGUACGUCACUGCUGUUUGAAACAUGAACAGAACAGGCAGGAUUUGGUAAAAGGUGGCAUCCUGCCUAUGCUGACCGGUGCUACUACACGACACAGCGGAUGUGCUGAGCUGGUCAAGGAGACCUCUGCAGCUCUCAGGGUCAUGACUUUUGAUGAUGAUGUGCGAGUUACGUAUGGACAUGCUCAUGAACACGCCAAGAUUAUUGUUCUGGAGCACAACGGACUGAAGGUUUUAAUCGAGGCUGCAAAAGCUCACUUUGAUAAUACUUCUGUUCUGAGUGAGCUUUGUGCAACUUUGUCUCGUCUGGCUGUAAGGAAUGAAUUCUGUCAAGACAUCUGUGAUCUGGGAGGAUUGAAACUCAUGAUGACGCUGCUUGCAGACAGCUAUGAGUCACCGGAGUUGGUUCGGCAGGUCCUAAGUGCAAUAAGAGCCAUAGCAGGAAAUGAUGAUGUGAAAGAUGCAGUUGUUAAUGCUGGUGGAGUCCAGCUCAUUGUCAUUGCAAUGAACAGACACACGACCAACUCUAGUGUGUGUGAGCAGGGCUGUGCAUGCCUCUCCGUCCUUGCUUUGCGCAAACCCAACAACUGCAAAGUCAUCAUGGAGAAUGGAGGUGCCUUGGCAGCUGUGCAGGCUAUGAAGACACAUACUGAUGCGGUCAAUGUUCAGAAACAGGCGUGCAUGCUGAUGAGAAACCUGGUUUCGCGUACGCAUAACUACUGCCAACCAAUCCUGGAGAUGGGAGCAGAGGCCCUGAUAGCCCAGGCGCUAAAGACCCAUCAAGACUGUGGUGAUGUGGGUAAAGCAGCCCUCAGAGAUCUGGGAUGUCAGGUGGAACUCCGGGAGCUGUGGACCGGCAAACAUGGCAGCCUCACCAACUGAAAGUAGAGGAGAACAUCAUCAUGAGGUUGCCUGAAGUGCAAUUUUAGGCAAGAUGAAAAUGUUACAAUGUUGGUAUACAUGGCCAAGAGUGUAAGCAGAUGCACCUACACACGCUAGACAUAUUUGUUUAAAGUAGCUGAUGUGAGCAAGUCACCGGUCCCACACAACACCUUUGAGAGGUUGAAUAUAUUUUACAGUCCUUUUGUUUUUGACAGGUACAAAAAGCUCAUCGUAGUCCUGUUGUACAUGUUUUGCUUGUUAUUGAUAUUUUGUUUACAAAUUUUCUGAUGCCUUUAUUUCUGUACGACAUUUCUGUUCAUGAGACAGUACAAAUAAAUAUGUGUGUUUUGCACCAAAGUCAAAGUCAGCCUUAUUGUCAA